This is a messenger RNA of Sander lucioperca (pikeperch), 2502 nucleotides long. Its product is annotated as DNA ligase 1. NCBI's taxonomy places the organism in Eukaryota, Metazoa, Chordata, Actinopteri, Perciformes, Percidae. The transcript is spliced from 6 exons. The record is from RefSeq and is a predicted model, not a curated record. The coding region runs from base 540 to 2306 and encodes 588 amino acids. Gene Ontology annotation, cellular component: cytoplasm.
UCCCCAUGGAGCCAGCCUCAAGUGGUCAUUCGAGGAACUGCACUUUUUGGCACAGGAGGGUGCCGCUUGGUUUUAACAACUAUUAUAUCAGCCUUUUCCCCUCCUUUUUAAAUAAAAGUAGGAUAUUUCUGACAUUCUACACGUUUCUGAAAUGUACGUGCACACAUGUACGUCUUUAUAAGAAAAUGAGAAAUAGCAGUAGGCUAUAGGCCUACUUUACAAUUAUCAAUAUAGGCUACAAUUACACUGCAACAAUAUAACUAGAUUUUUUUUAAUUUUAGGCUAUACUAUCCUAUUUUAAUUGGUAUUUUAAAUAUCGGGUGUAGGCUAUACUUUAAAUAGCCUAGUGGAGAAAUAGGCCCUACCUGCUGUCAAGAAAAACGUUUAAACUGUCAUGCACUAGGCUAUGAAGGGAAGAGAAAAAAAAAGAUGGUGACAAGGAAAGCUGCUCUCACUUUCACUUCCUCGUCAGGUUGUUUGACAGCUAUCGGCCUACUACUUCCGCCUUCUAGCUGGUAGUUUGUGUGUGUGAGACAGUCAUGAAGGACGGUAGCAGAACAGAAGAACAGGCGAAGGUUUCCCGCCAGGAGCUCUAUGAGGAUUAUGUGAACUAUCUCCAGCUGUGUCCAGAGGUUCGGCCGUGCCGCGACGCCUGCCUGCUGAAGAAGGCGGCUCAGUACCUUCUGACGGAACCAGAACCCAGAGGGUCUUUCACCGUGUUCCCUUUCUACCAGGCUGUACGGCAGGAUUGUAAAUCUCUGACCACAGACUGCAGGGAACAUUUGUCUGCUUUUAUCAAAGCCACCGAACUGCUGGAAACUCUCUGCGUCAAUCUAUUCCUUCAACCCUGGAAGAAGGAAAUCAAGACACUUAAGACUUUUACAGGUCCAUUUGUUUACUGUCUCCUGCCAGUUCUCAGCAGUUCUACCAUUCAGUCGGUCCUGGCCUCUAUUGGCUACCUGCCCCAUACGGACACUCCACAAAGUGAAUACAGACUCAGUGAGGAUGCUAACCCAGACAGAGCCAUGCUGCUGGGCUUUGAGCUGCUGCUCGCCAGGGUGGAAUGUUACCACCUCCUGGAUCUCGUGGAGAAGGAUCAGGUAGGACCACAGGAGUGGCUGGAGGUCCUCCAGAGGAGAGUGGGGCCUACAAAACUGGAGGAACCCACAGACAAGAAGACAACGAUAGGCCAAAAGGAAGAGGAGGAGGAGAAGGAGGAGGAGGAGAAGAAGAAGGAAGAUAGAAAAGAGGUACGUCAGGAUUUGGACACUAGACUUGCAGUGAAACCACAGCCCAAGCCUCGACAAUGCCAUCUCAUCAGCGUAGACCAGUCCAUUAUGGAGAUGCAGAUGACCUACCCUGACCUGGUCUUCAGGGGCCGCCCUGUGCAACUGGAUGAACCUCAACAAGCAAACAGCUGCAAGAGCAGCAGUAAAGAUGCUCAUACUACCAGUACUAAUAAUUACAGUGAUGACAGUAAAGCUACUGAGCUCCCCAAAAGAGAUUGUAUUAAAGGCACCAAAGCUGCUGCUGCUGCUAAAACUAUCUGCAGUAAAAAUGAUGGCAGCAAAGCUGAUGAAGUAUUUGGUGACGAUGGCAGAGGCAGUGGUUGUAAUGACAGGAACAGUGGUGGGACCACCAGCCUAGGAGACACCAUUAGCAGUAGCAGCAUCAGUAAAACUGAUGGAAGCAGAGUUGAUUGUGAGCUCAGUGGUCCUCAGGAAAUUUCCCUGCACAUCCCACCGAGAGCUGGAUCCAAAGCAGAGCAGAGCCUGAAGCCUAUGGAGCCUCAGCCCACAGCAGAACCUCCUGCCUGGACACAGCAGCAGACUGUAGCAGACCUACAAAAUAAGAGACCAGACAGUUCAAAGCUUCCCUCUCUGAGCUCUAUGGACGAGGAGCAGGAUCUGAGAAAGCUGGCAGAGAGGAUGGGCCAGCCCCAUGUGCAGGAGACCAAAGAGGAAGUGAAGAGCAAAGAAGAAAACAAGAGAGAAGAGCAAAACACAAAUAGAGAGAGGAGGAAAAAGGAGAGAAAGGCAAGCACAGAGGGAGAGGCAGAGGAGCAGAACCUCAGGAAGCCAGUGAUGGAGACAGGUCCAGCACUGAGCCAUGCCUACUCUGAGAAGCAGUCCACUGUGUGUCACCACUCACUGCUGACCGUCAGCAAAGCAGAUAGCCAGAGUUGUAAAGGAGGAGGCAGCCCGGGGCAGCGGGAAGGAGAAGAUACUGUGGGAGCAGAAACAGGCAGAGGAGAUGAGGAGCAGCUGGCACAGAGCUAUGUCAUAGUCGAGAAUAACAGAAAAUAACAUGCUCUCAAGUUUACAUGUAUAGAAAUUAUUAAUAAUAAAGCUACUGAGCAAGCCCGAAACCAAUACAACAUGUAAUCAGUCUGUUAGCUUAAAUUAAACUUCUGCUAAGAAACUACUGUAAAGUUAUUUAAGUUACAAAAACAGGGUUUGAUUCAAGUUGUUCUUGCAGAGAAACAUGUUUUUCAGAGAUUUG